Coregonus sp. 'balchen' is the source of this 8528-nucleotide messenger RNA. NCBI's taxonomy places the organism in Eukaryota, Metazoa, Chordata, Actinopteri, Salmoniformes, Salmonidae. The record is from the annotation of a GenBank genome assembly.
AUGUUGUUGUCUCGCUGGUCUCUGCUGCUACUCUGGUCUCUGCUGGUUCUGCUGGUCCACUCCCCCCUGACCCAGUCCAGACCAGCUGCUUCCCUCACUGACACAGACAGUGACACAGGUAAGAGACAUGGGCCACAUAAAGAUCUUAUAUUCUCUCUCUCCUCUUUCUUGCUUGCUCUCUCUCGGCAGGGCUGCGUCUCAUUAGCCUUCUGUGUGUGCUUGCUCUCUCUCGGCAGGGCUGCGUCUCAUUAGCCUUCUGUGUGUGCGCGUGCUUGCGUUUGCUCGCUUGUGUGUGUUUAACGUGAACCUUCUCUUCCUCUUUCUUAUCUGCUCUUUUUCAUGUCAGGCUGAGGGUUCUGGGUUUAGGCUGCUUCCAUGAUGGUUCAAUCCCACUGACUCUGUUCUGCUGUCUGGAACUGUUCAGUUAGCAGUGGGUCUCUAUUCUGAGCCAUAGAACUGAACAUACUCUUCAAUUUAUGCGUGUGCGUGUGUUUGGGGUUGGGGAGGUUCUAUAUUGGUCUAGAAAGGACCUCAAUCUUCAAGGUUUGUCCAUUUAGUUUAAAAACUGAGGAUGUUUACAGUGAUUUUUCAUGGUGCAACCACGGUUUAGCUUCUUCACCGCUGGCUAUGGUUUACAUAUCCUGUCCCCACACACGCACACACACACACACACACACACACACACACACACACAGACACACACACACACACAGUUGGAUGGAUGUGGAACAGAAAGGCUGUGUUUGGUAGGAAAGGAUGAAUGCUGUCUGAAAGGAGCUGGUUUUAUUUCUAUUGGCGAGUCCUGUAACCACGACCAUCCUGACCAGCCCUAACACCAUGUGGUGUGUGCGUGCUUGUGUGUGUGUGUGUAUUUUGGAUACAACCAUCUGGCUUCCAGUGGAGAGAAUGUGUGUUUGAUACAGUUGUUUUGGAACCCAUAAAUUCUUGUUUUUCUCUCAGUCAAAAACACCAAAAUGUAACUUCUGCUGCAAAAUUGCCCAAACAAUUUUUUCCCCUCUCUUUCUCUUCUCUUCUCUCUCUCUCAUCUCCUCUCUCUCUCUCUCUCUCUCGCCGUCUCUCUCUCUCCUCUCUCAUCUCUCUCUCUCUCUCCUUCUCCUCUCCACUCUCCUGCUCUCCUGCUCUCUUCUUCUCUCUCUCGUCUCUCGGCUUGUCUCCUCCUCCUCUCUCCUCUCUCCCUCCUCUCCUCCAUCCUCUCUCCUUUCUCCUCUCUCUCUCACUCUCUCUCUUCUCUGUCUAUCUUUGACAACCUUUCAUUAGUAAUAUUCCCCCUGCUAUGAGCAGACAGUAUUCAGGACUUCCCAUAAUGCAGUUUCUGUAAACCUCUCCCUGUAGAUUACAGACCUGCUGUAGUGAGGUUGGGAGCUGGGAUUCCGGGAUGGUCUAUGUCACUCUGUGGUGGUGAUGAUUAUGGACCUAAUCUCUCUAGAUUACAGAAGAUAUGAUGAUGAGUCGUGCUUUCUCUGGUCGCAGUCCUGCUGAGAUGUGGGGAGGGAAGGGAUGCGGCAGAAAAUGUCCUUAGUUAGUAAUAUAGUGGUCCUCUGUAGCUCAGCUGGUAGAGCACGGCACUUGUAACGCCAUGGUAGUGGGUUUGAUCCCCAGGACCACCCAUACACAAAAAAAAUGUAUGCACGCACGACUGUAAGUCGCUUUGGAUAAAAGCGUCUGCUAAAUGGCAUAUUAUUAUUAGUAGUAGUUAUAUAUUGUAUAGUAAUCAAUAUAUACGUCCUGCUGAGAGAUGGAAAGGGAUGUGUGGUAGAAAAUGUCCCUGCUUAUAAUAAUCCCAUAUCUGACGUGGCUGGAUCUGUGAAUGCUGUGGAAUGGAACCCUAUCCGACUGUCUCUAAUGGUAGAAGGAAGAAGGCUUUUUCUCAUUCAACGUAUUCAAACAGGACCCAUUAUUAAAGCUCUGGAGCGCUCCUCUCCCCAAACUCACCCCUCCUUCCCCAACUCACCCUCACACCCAUCCUUACCCUUUGUUUGCAACCAUUUGUCAGAAUGAAGGUGCUGAUGAUUAGUGUGUUUGUUUAUCUCUGAACUGGGGGUUAGGGAGCUACAGGGGAACUCUGAAGGAGUGGUGGUGUGUGUGUGUGCGCUGUGGCCACAGUCAGGGCACCUUAAAAGGUGAAAGGUUCAUCUUUAUGCCGUUUCCCUUCCCACUCAGCAGGAGCAUCUCAGACCCCCCACAGAGUAACCUUGUCUCAGCCCUUCCUGUUUGCACACACACACACACACACACACACACACACAUAUUGGUUUCUAACUUGGCAUACGUAAUCGUUUAAGAACUACAGCAAUACUGAAAGUGUUCCUCUCUCUCCAUAGCUGACAUGCUUACAUCGUCUGAGGAUGAAGAUGAUGAUGAAGAGUCUUCCUCAGAGGAAAAAAAACUGUACAACAACCAGAAGCUCCAACGUAAGCCCCUUCCUCUGACCUCUUUCCCCCACACCUUACCUGUCACUCCCCUUCGCUCCCUCUAACUUUAUUAGUAUGAAAAAGUAGGAGCCAAACCAACUUACAAAAAGAUUGAGAUUGAAUACAAAGUUAGAAAUAUAAAUACCUCUUUCGCUCUAGCGAUGGCUCCUCGGUGGGUGACUCCAGACAAGAUGGAGAAGAGACUCCAUGCCGUUCCUGCCAGUAAGACUGUUAAAUUCCGUUGCCAGGCGACUGGUAAUCCCACUCCAACUUUGCGGUGGUACAGGAAUGGAAAAGAGUUCAGGAGAGACCAGCGGAUUGGAGGCUUCAAGGUAUGUAUGUUUGUACAGCCCUCUGCUACAUACUGUGUUGUCUGUAUAGUGUAUCAUCAGUAAAGUCAGCAGAUAAAUAGCAUACCUUAAAAGUAAAGAUUAGAUUACAGUGCCAAGGGGUAGUAUGUAUAAAGAUAACAGCAACGGUCCAAGCACUGAACCUUGGGGAAAACUACAUUUGACUUAUUUCUACUUUACUACAUUUCAAUCACAAACACCACACCAAAUGUGUAUUUUUCUUGGUUACUCUUAACGUUUUCACUCCCUUGACUCUCUCUCUCUCACCCCCUCCCUCUUUCAGCUCAGAGACCACAUGUGGACUAUAAUAAUGGAGUCUGUGGUCCCGUCUGAUAAAGGCAACUACACAUGUCUUGUGGAGAACAAGCACGGCAGCCUCACACACACCUACCAGCUAGACGUAGUAGGUCAGUAUGUGUUUGUGUUUACUUCUGAGAUGCGUACAUAGAGAGAUGUAUAUGUGUAUGUUUGCAUCACUCACGUUUCAUGUGUGUUUGUGUGUUCUAGAACGUUCCCCUCACAGGCCCAUCCUCCAGGCAGGCCUGCCAGCUAAUCGUACGGCAGUGGUGGGUAGCGACGUGGAGUUUGUUUGUAGAGUGUUCAGCGACCCUCAGCCCCACAUCCAGUGGCUCAAACGCAUCACCAUUAAUGGCAGCAGAGUGGGACCAGACGGACUGCCCUACGUACGCGUACUGAAGGUACACACACACACAUAUAUCUACGUACGAAUUCUGAAGGUUAACACACACUGUAUUCACGAGGGCUACCCCACAUAAACAUCUCUAUCACUCUCAGACUGCAGGGUUUAACACCACAGACAGGGAGAUGGAGGUGUUUACGCUGAGGAAUGUGUCUGUGGAGGAUGAAGGAGAGUACACCUGUCUGGCAGGAAACUCUAUAGGAAUGUCUCACCACUCUGCCUGGCUCAGCGUGAUCAAAGGUACACACACAUAAAUAAACUUGAUUAUUCUUAACUUUAUGCACUUUGUGUACAAACCUUUGCAGCCCAUUGUGCUUUACAAAUGUGCACUUAAAAUGGAAGAGAACAAACAAUCAAAUGUUUUUUUUAAAUGAAGAAAAAAAGAAAAGCAUGAAUUCAUCCCCCUUCACUCCCUCUUCUGCAGACACGCCCCCCUCCCCCGUACCGUCUCAGGCCUACCUGGAGAUCUUCAUCUACUGUGUCGGCUUCUUCAUUAUCAUGCUCCUGGUCGCCAUGGCGACCGCCUGCCGACUACGCUGCUCCCCGAAGAAGAACGACUUCAGCAGCCAGCUGGCUGUUCACAAACUGGCCAAGAGCAUUCCCCUACGCAGACAGGUAGCACACACACAUACCCAUGACCCACGAUCGUGUGACGCGUAACCUUUGCCUGAGACGUGAAUACUUUUUUUCCUGAGCUAAUCCCUAGUCUUUAGUUCAGCAGGCUAACGCUUACCAUAUCCUCUCUCACUGCCUCUCCCUCUCUUUCUCUAGGUGUCAGUAGACUCCUCCUCCUCUCUGCAGUCGGGGGUGUGUCUGGUCAGACCCUACCGCCUCUCCAGUGGAGCCACGCCCAACCUGGCCGGCGUGUCAGAGUAUGAGCUGCCUGCGGACCCGCUCUGGGAGCUGUCACGAGACAGGUACUAGAGGGCUUAUAUCCCUGCAUAGAGAAUACACAACCUAUAAUUUAGGCAAUACAUAACAUAAGGCAUACAUAACCCUGCAUAUGGCAUACAUAAUCUGCAUAAGGUGCUUAUAACUUAACCAAGGGGAUUGAUAACCUCCAUGAACAGGACAUUCAUAGCCGUGGUCUGUGUUCUAGGCUGUCUCUGGGGAAGCCACUGGGUGAAGGUUGUUUUGGUCAGGUGAUGCUAGCAGAGGCUGCAGGUCUGGACAGAGAAAAACCCUCCCGUCUCACCAAGGUUGCCGUGAAGAUGCUUAAAGGUUUGUGAAACUACUGCUGACUACUUCUUGAAAUAUAAAUGAGAAUAAACUUAGAUUUUGGUAUCAUCAUUUCUAACCCUGAAAAGAGUGUUUGUAUUGGUUGAUAUUGAUGUGAUGUCACGUCCUAUUUCCUGUGUAGCGGACGCCACAGAGAAGGACCUGAGUGAUCUGAUCUCUGAGAUGGAGAUGAUGAAGAUGAUCGGGAAACACAAAAAUAUCAUCAACCUGCUGGGAGCCUGCACACAGGACGGUAAGACUGGCGCUGUGUGUGUGCUUGUGCAUGUGUGUGUGCGUGCGUAUGAGCAGAAUAGCAAACCAUAAGUACAAAGAGGAACAGUAUGAAGGGAUAAAGAUAACAGCAGGGGUCCAAGCACAGAACCUUGGGGAACACCAAAUGUUACAUUAUAACUGGGGUUUGGCAGUAUCCAGAUUUUAAUAUCGUCAUACCGUCCUUCUCUCAUCUCGGGAUUUAUGGUAUUACCGUCUUAGUACACAAGGGGGUGCUAAAAAAGCAAAAAAAAGCCCAUUGGUCAUCCAUUACCAGAAUGCUAACAAAAAUUGCACAAACUAAUAGUGAAUUUCAAUAGAGGCUGCUAGCUAAAUAUGCUAAACGAGCGCAAACAAAAUAAACUAACUGCAAAGACAUGCAAUCCAGCUCAUACAGCUAUACAAGUAUAGGUAGUAGCUACUGAAUGUCAUUUUUGAACACGUUUGGACAUUUUCAAGCGAAUGUGAACGAGAGACAUUGUGCAAAUGAACAAAGUUUUGACACAUGCUUGUCUGAAGGAAGAACAGUACUGGCUCUGGAGCAGUAUGUGUACAUGCUGUGUCUGUGUGGAGUCUGGAGUUGCUAGGGCAAGGGCCUGCCUGCUCUGCUCGGAGAAGAUGGGGGAGGAAAACGUAAGGAAAUCAAAAGAUCGCAGCAGUGGUCAGCUUUACAGAUAACUCAUCCAAAGCACUUUGACUUCUCAAACACGGCAGAAAGCGUCUCUUUAUUAAUUCAGCCACUUACUUAGCUAACUAGAAAGUUAAACCAAAUAGACAGCUGGACUCACCAGCUCCCGUUUUCUCCCAUUGUGCUAUUUAAAAAACGAGUGACUGGCUCAACUGUUCUGGGGAACUACAGUAAGCUUCAUAAUGUAAAAUAAUGUGACAGGUGAAAUGAAGAACGCAAUCUAGUUUAUCACCUAAAGUAUUGCACAAGUUGACUGCAGGUAUUAACUUAAAAAGUUGCUACAAAUAGUCAAAUUGAACGAAAAACUUCAAAUAAAUAGUUUUUAUAUAGGUUAUAUAUUGUGAGUUUUUGUGAAAGAGCGCAGUUAGAAAGAUAUGGCAUAUAGAAGCAUACUAGAUGGACAUCAUGAAAAUGAUCGGAGGAAGUUCAGGAGUAAAAACAAACAAAAUAUAAUUAGUGACUGUGUCCAUAAAAUGUAUAUAGUAUGUAUAAGCAUGAAGUAGAGGCCUAAGCAUUGUUGUUCACUAGUUUACUCCAAUUAGGGAGGGGAUGGUGAGGUUGGAAAUUAAUAAAGGGAAAUAUAUAUAUUUUUAAAGGAUAUGUAUGUAUGUAUGUGUGUAUAUAUAUAUAUAUGUGUAUGUAUGUGUAUAUGUAUGUAUAUAUGCGAGAGAAAAAAGAAAAAAAAACAUAUGGGGGAUUGGAAGUGAUGCAGACAAUUACAUUGAUGGAAGUUACAAUCUAUCUGCAAUAUUAAAGCUGAUCUACCCCCUAAAAAAAAAGAUUUAGAAAAAACAAAACAAGGUAUUACAAAAAUCAACAAAAAUCAAUAAAUAAAUAGUUUUAACGGUGUUGAAAAACCAUCCCGUGGCUUUUUCCAAAUACCCCUGUAUACGCUAUAUACGGUAUACCGCCCAAGCCUAAUUAUAACCCUCUUCUCUCUCCAGGCCCUCUCUACGUGGUGGUAGAGUAUGCAUCUCAGGGCAACCUGAGAGAGUACCUGCGGUGUCGGAGGCCCGUGGGUCUGGAGUACUGGUCUGGGUCUACCCAGGCCCCCUUGGACAGCCUGGAGGUCAGGGAGCUGAUGUCUGCUGCCUACCAGGUGGCAAGGGGCAUGGCCUACCUUGCCUCACAGAAGGUCAGAGAAGAGACCAGUGUUAUUGUCUCUCUUUCUGUCUGUCUCUCUCUCUUCGUUUGCAUCUAUUAUUUUCUCUUAUUCUGCUUCUCCCUUUCUCCUAGAAGUGUGGACAUUUGUGUCAAUCAAUGAAUUAAUCAAUAAGUUGUUUGUUUUGUAGUGUAUCCACAGAGACCUGGCAGCCAGGAAUGUGUUGGUGACAGAGGACAAUGUGAUGAAAAUCGCAGACUUUGGGCUGGCCAGAGACAUCCACCACAUAGACUACUACAAGAAGACAACCAACGUGAGUAACUUGGUCUAAAUGGAGCGGGUUGACUUAAACAGACAGACAGACAUAUAGAUGGUUUAACCCCUUGUUUUCUUCACAGGGUCGUCUGCCAGUGAAAUGGAUGGCACCAGAGGCUCUGUUCGACCGCAUCUACACUCACCAGAGUGACGUGUAAGUCUCACACUCUUAACUUUUAAUAGACAUCAUGUUGUGUUGUGCCAUGGCGUUGCGUUGCGUUGAUCCAUCAUGUUAUGUGUCCAGGUUUAUUUUCAAGCCCACCAAUAAAUGUCUCUGAUAAAGUGAUAGUUAAUUGUAUUGAAUUCUGUGUGUAUGUGUGUGUUGUAGGUGGUCGUUUGGUGUGUUGCUGUGGGAGAUCUUUACUCUAGGAGGCUCUCCCUACCCUGGUGUCCCUGUAGAGGAGCUGUUCAAACUGCUAAAGGAGGGACAUCGUAUGGACAGACCAGCCGCCUGCACAGAGGAGCUGUGAGUACACACACACACACAGUAUAAUGUCCUCACAAGUAUAGUAAUACAAGUAUAAUAAUGUCCUUGCACGUAUAGUAAUGCAAAUACACAGUCUGUUCUUACCCGGUGGUGUUUGUUCUCAGGUACAUGAUGAUGAGAGACUGCUGGCAUGCUGUUCAGUCUCACAGACCAACCUUCCAACAGCUGGUAGAGGAUCUGGACCGCACACUCUCGCUCAUGGCCAACCAGGUAAACACACACACACACACAGUGUCAUUUUCGUAUAAUUUGAAUUUUUCGUGUCAUUGAAAGACCUCCUGUAGCUCAGUUGGUAGAGCAUGGCGCUUGCAACGCCAGGGUUGUGGGUUCGAUUCCCACGGGGGGCCAGUAUGAAAAAUGUAUGCACUCACUAACUGUAAGUCGCUCUGGAUAAGAGCGUCUGCUAAAUGACUAAAAUGUAAACAAAUGUAAAAUGUUUCCCUGAACGUGUCCUCUCUCUCGCCCUCCUGCUGUUUCUGCUCUCUCUCUAGGAGUAUUUGGAUCUGUCCAUCCCUGUGGUCCAGUAUUCUCUAGCGGGUCCAGACACCAGCAGCUCCUCUGACUCCUCCAGGGAGACGACCCACAGAGCAGAGUACUCUUCCCGGAGCCCGUCCCAGACUUCCACCCUGCUCUACACCCAGCACACCCCCCCUAGGACCCCUUCUCGAACCUCUACCCUGGCCUACGACCACCAUAUUCCCUCCCGGAUGUCCAUCCUGACCUACACCAUACCUACCCAGCACACCACCACCUGGGGACACAGCCAACGUUGAUCUACACACCUUAACCUAUCCACCUCCCUUUUAGUCAGUCCCUACCAUGAUCUCUGCUUUCAUCUCAGCUACUACUGCCCCCCUCCUACAGCCAGCCUUUCCUACCCCCAGCCCCUCCUACCCCCCACCCCCAGGCUUCUACCCCCAGCCUCUCCUUGGUGACUGGGAGACCUACCAGAGGGCAGGACACUAG